AAAAUCCACCAUCCCGGCCCUGUGCCGCAAAAGAGCCCUCGCCAUGGGAGCGGAACAUUUGCCACGGCCCUCGGCCAUGGCUCCGCUGCUACCCCAUGAGAUGGAACACAUCCGCAAGGUCUAUGACGAGGAUGUGUCGAGCAAGAAAUUUGCUUCGAUCGUCUCUCCUAGGGAGGAUGCGCAGAUGUUCCGUUCGGGGGAACAACGCAGCGUGCCCUGCGAGUGCAUCGUGGAGCUCUACGAGCUCCUUUGGAGAUGGGGCCAUCGGAAAAAGAACCGCUUUGCGGAGAACUUCGGCUUCACGAUCCCUGACACCGUGGUGAUCGCCAAGGGCCGGCCCUAUGCUUGGUACUUCGUGAGUCGGAAGGACGGGUCUUUGUUGCGAAAGAGCGAAGGGAACCUGAGCCUUUCCGCGCUGGAACGAAAGCUUGUGGGAGACCGUGACAAGGACGGUCGGGAGAGUGCGCAACCUUGUGCCAUUUGGCUGCCUAUGGCCUCGCAAUUUCCGGAGUCUCGGAGCCCCACGCCCUAUGCUGAGUUCCUGUCGGUCAAAGGAUUGCAGGAGUUCAUUAUGUUACUGAGGGAAAGACACUCUGGCAUCAUCCAAGCUUUCGUGCAGCCCUUUGGAGUCUCGAACUCCUUGGUGCGAACGGUGGAGUUUCGGCGCCAGACCUCCCUCUGUUUGCGAACCAAUCGGUCCCUGUUGGCUGCAGGUGGCAACAUCUUCGACCGCUGUGCCACCUUUGAGGGCUGGGAAGGCCUUUCCAGUGUGAGUAGCCGCUAUCGGAAUCAUCGGCAUCCACAUAUGGAGGAUGUGAUCUUAGCGACCAGCGAAACCUUGAAUCGACGCAUCGAGCAAGAACGAGUGAGGCAGAUGUUAUUCUUAGGGCCUCACCAGCACGUGGCGCUCCACUUCAAGGUGGCAGCAGAUGGCGUGCUGAACUUCAUCUUUGCUUCCAUCGUCUCCGAAAAGGACGUGAUCCUCCAGACGAGGUACCAUUUGAUCAUGGCGGAUCCCUGCAUGACAGAGGAACUGAAUGGUGCUGCCCUGUUGCCUGGAGGUACCACGCGGAAGGCGCAGCCUCAUGAGGCGCCCAGUUGCUACUCCGCUCGCGGUGUGCGAGGCAAUGGGGCUGGGAACUUGGAGGAGGUCGCCGCCAAGAAGGCGCGGCCUGACUCGCUUCCUCCCAUUGAGCUUCGGCGGAGAGACAAGAGCCACAGUGAGAGCCAGGAAGGUUCUCAGCAUGGACUACUGCCUAGGAUGGGGUACGAGCCACCAGCGGUUCCAGAGGUGCCCUAUCGCACACUGGACCUGCCACGCACGGUGGAGGACUACGAGCGCUUCGCUGCGCACGACAAUGGGGAGUUCUCGGAUCUCUGCAAGAGGCCCUUGGUGGUACAUCCCCUCACCGAAAGGAGCGAGAGGACACAGAGUCAGUGAGAGAUGCCGUUGGUUUCACCUCGGUGGCUGCAAUGAAAAUGGUUGCGGCCCCCACGAAGACGGCUCCACUGUGGUUGUGCUUGGGGCAUGGCUCAGAUGACACCCGUCGUUGCC
Cladocopium goreaui is the source of this 1555-nucleotide messenger RNA. NCBI's taxonomy places the organism in Eukaryota, Dinophyceae, Suessiales, Symbiodiniaceae. The record is from the annotation of a GenBank genome assembly.